AUGGACAUCGAGAAUGACCUUGGCAACUUUCACGUCCACUAUGUUGCCAUGUUGUCAAAGAGACAGGACGCCGUUCCCUUGUUGUUGCUUCAUGGUUGGCCAGGUAGUUUUCUGGAGUUCUUGCCCAUGCUCGACAAGUUGCGCAACAGAUACAGUCCUGACGAUCUGCCAUAUCAUCUUGUGGUUCCAUCUUUGCCUGGCUACGCUUUUUCAAGCCCUCCUCCUCUCGACAAAGACUUUGGGAUUGAAGACGUCGCGAGGUUGAUGAAUCAGCUUAUGCUCAAUCUGGGCUUCGGAGCCGGGUACAUGGUGCAGGGUGGGGAUGUUGGAAGUAAGGUCGCCAGAGUGAUGGCAGCAAAGCAUGAUGAAUGCAGGGGUAAGCACCUCUCCAUUCCUCAAUCGAGAUACUGCUAA
Molecule: messenger RNA, 414 nt
Organism: Aureobasidium musti
Lineage: Eukaryota; Fungi; Ascomycota; Dothideomycetes; Dothideales; Saccotheciaceae
Source: the annotation of a GenBank genome assembly